AUGCCUGUAUUCGCCCACUCCAGCUCCGACUCGGACUCUGGGGACGAGGACUAUGAGCCGACCUGGGACGUUGACCGCAUCGAGGACAUGGAGCUCUUUGACGUCGAGGGCGAAGGGCUCGUUCGGUACUUCAAGGUCCGCUGGGAGGGGGACUGGCCGCCGGAGCAGAAUCCUACGUGGGAGCCCGAGAAGAAUCUCCCCGAGGAUCUCGUCGCCGAGUUUUGCCGCACAUUCAACCCGAGAGGUGGAAGCAGGACGUCGUCGGAACCUAGACACACGAGCCACGACGAGGAUACGCUUCAGUUGCCAGUGCUCAAGCGGACAGACGAGAGUGGCAUGGGAGAUGAUGUUCAUCAGCCGUCGAGCGCGGACAGUGGCCUGUUUGUCUACUCGAGCGACGACGGCAUGGAGAAGCACACCUGGGAUGCGCCCAAUUCGCAGGGCCACCGCCCCAACCUUAACGGGGUUUACCCGGCGCACAUGACAUAG
This is a messenger RNA of Akanthomyces muscarius, 489 nucleotides long. RefSeq lists its product as uncharacterized. Lineage: Eukaryota; Fungi; Ascomycota; Sordariomycetes; Hypocreales; Cordycipitaceae. The transcript has a single exon. The record is from RefSeq and is a predicted model, not a curated record. Bases 1 to 489 code for a protein of 162 amino acids.